Molecule: messenger RNA, 1957 nt
Organism: Schizosaccharomyces japonicus yFS275
Lineage: Eukaryota; Fungi; Ascomycota; Schizosaccharomycetes; Schizosaccharomycetales; Schizosaccharomycetaceae
Exons: 3
Coding region: 237-1859 (540 amino acids)
Source: RefSeq, a predicted model, not a curated record
UUGAUAUAAAAUGAUAUAAAAUAAUAUAAAAUAAUAAAAAAUAAAUCGACAAAUAAUGAAAUAAAUAAAAACAGAAACUGACUAAAACGAACUCUACCGCUCUCAGAAAGCCUCAAAUAUCCAUGUAUCUUCGUUUUCUACGUUACUGUUCCAUGAAUAAUUGAAAGGUUGAGGGGAACCACCAGAGACCAAAAGUGCCUACAAGCGUAUUUUUGCUUUUUAACAGAAAAACCUGAAUGCAACAAGUAAAUAAGCAUUCUUUAGACUAUUUUCUUACUACAGAGGAAUUCAAUGAGCAGAAUGUGGACGACUUAAACGACUUUAUCAAAAAAUCAGAUUCUCUUUCCUUGUACUACGGUGACAAUAUUAAUGUCAUUGUAUUCGUUCCUAUUGAAAAGAAUGCCGACUUUGCAGUAAAUCCGUCAGUGAAAGUCACUGAUUCCUUCCAAAUUACUGGUACCAUAUCAGAGGUCCACGAGUCACGAAAACAACAACAGCUGAAACGACAAAACCUUUCUGUGUUUCGUGUUACCAAGGAGAACGUCCCAGCUUCUUUUGUUCAUGAAGUAAAUGAUGAAUGGAUAGCCUUUUGGACUUUUCAUGUUACAAUUGACAAGUACUAUGAGUUUAGACACGGCGAACUAGAAAUUCGAGUCAACAAACUUUCAAAAGGCGAAUUUGCUACAAUCCAAACAGACGAGUUGUCAGAUAAUCAUUUGCGGAGAAAGAGUUCCAUUAGAGAAACCGUUGAUUCUUAUCUAAAUGAAGUUACUAGCGACACAAAGGAUGGUCAUGACACAGACAAUAGUGUCUCUGAUGAUAAUGAAUUUGACGACGAUGAAGAUGACUCAUUUAUUAAUGAAGAGAAUGAAGACUUCAACCUUUUUGGCGCCUUCUCUAACGAUAAACUCUUUCCAGGAAAAAGCCCGACGAUCGCAGGAUCCAUUGUAUUAGGGUCUCUGUCAUCGUUAACACUCGGAACAAGCCAUACCAGGAUGGUAAAAAAACGGUUCUCAUGUUAUGCACCUCUUUCGUUCACUUAUAAGACCUUUAUGCUUGACGAGUUUUCCUGUCUUAUCAGCAUCGGAAUACGGCCAGUUGAAACCAGCAGCGUACUCAGGCUUCUAUCUUUUGAACCGAUGUCAUCCGACUGUAAGGUUUCUAUGUUUAGGAUCAAUAAAUCCGAAAACGAGCUUUCGCUCUUCCCGGGUGAUAUGUUUUCUUUUACAUAUAGAAUUAUAUCCAGUCAACCACUCUCUUCCUUUCAACUUAUGCUCAAGUCGCAUCUUGAAGUCGUUCAUCCAUCAAUAGCUGGAACCACCUUGAAGCAUAACAUUUCUUUCGGCUAUACUCAUACAAUCACUUUAAAAAAGGAAAAAGACAACACACUUUUACGUCACAAAAAAAGCACAUCGAGCUUAAGUGCUAUUAACUCCGUUCCGGUUGUACAAAAAGUUAGCUGCCGACUUGGAUUCCCGCAGUUGAUUCAGGUUGGAGAGACAUUCGGUAUAUCAGUGCGAUUUUACAACGCAACAGAGCAUCCGAUAGAGCUCCAUGUUCAGCUGCCGCCGUUUUUUUACAGGGAAUUUCUCAUUCCACUGGUCGAACAGCAUUCAUCCACAGACUCUCGAGAUGCUCAGCACUCAUCCAAACCCAGUCCCGGCAUCAUUGCGCUCAGCACGACGAUAUCGACAGGCUUCAUCACCCCAAUGGCCGAGAAAAGCUUGUCACUCCAGUUCUAUCCGGUAAAGCCCGGAUUCUACGACUUGGGCAGCAUCAAGUUCAAUUGCCCCUCGAACUCGCCGCAUCUGUGGAAGCAGUUGCACAGCGACCUAAAGAUUCUCGUGGAAAGCUCCUAGCAUUUAUAUAAGUAAGUGGUCACAUAAACAAUUAUUAUUUUUGAAUUUCCUCGCAAUUAAAUUUACCUCAGAAAUGAAAAGUCAAAAUACAAUUAAAA